UACUUCUACACCCCCAUGUGCGCUUCCACAUAAUUGACAUGGCGGAAUUCCACUCUGGUCUGGUCUGGUCCACCGUGGACUUCGCAGCAACGGAAUGACAUGCUUUCUAUUUCGGGCAUUUAGGGACUAAAGUGUUAAUAAGCAAGAUUUACUGAACCCAAGGCUGUUGCACGGAGGGCUCCAUGAAUGUUCGUCACCAUGAUGAUGACGGACCAAAUGCUGGACCUCCCGCUUCCAUUGAGCAACGAGGUUCCCAUGAUGCACCACAUGAUCAAUGGCGAUGCACCACAGCAGGUGAUCCUGGUCCAGGUGAACCCAGGUGAGACGUUCACCAUCCGCACAGAAGAUGGGGCUUUGCAAUGCAUCCAAGGGCCUGCUGAAGUUCCCAUGAUGUCACCAAACGGUUCCAUUCCACCAAUCCACGUUCCUCCUGGCUACGUCUCCCAGGUUCUCGAGGACAACACAGGCGUGCGGAGGGUUGUGGUGACACCUCAUUCUGAAUGUUUCCCCCCCAGUUACUCUCCGGCUCUGUCCCCGAGCCACCACAUUCACCCUCCGUACCUGACGCACCCACACUUUAUUCCUGCCUCACAUACGUCAUACUACCCCCCAGUCAGCCCCGGUGACGUGCCCCCACACCAGUUCUAUCAGCAUCGACUGCCACACAUCUACCCGGAAGAGAUCAUCCCGCUGUAUAACGUCUCCACUUUCAUGGGUCAUGAGGAGUACUGUAAACCUCCACCCAAGAAGCUUAAACAGCCAGUGGAGCGUACAGGUCUAAGUCAGGUGACCAGCUCACUGUCCAGCAGCUACAAGAACAGCACGGCCUGCACCACCACAGCGAACGGCUAUAGCAAGAGCCACAGCAGCUCUGGAGGAGGAGGAGGAGGAGGAAGCCCUGGCAACAAGAGGCCAGAUCGAAGAGCCAGAGGAAGCCCCAAACACACAGACGCCGAGCCACAAGAUCAUGAUGUGGAUGCGAGACGAGUUCAGCCUGUGCCAUCAGGAAUGGACAAGCCCCAGGUGUCUAAUGUACAGUCCCACUCCGCACUUGUGUCGUGGACUUCUGUUUUCGUAUCGGGAUCAUCUGGACGGGUCCCUUCCUGUAGUUACGAGCUCCAGCUCAAGGACAAGGGCCGUGAUGGGAAAUACAAGGUUGUGUACAGUGGUGAGGAACUUCAGUACAUCCUCACUGACCUCAGACCAGCCACAGACUAUCACGUCCGAGUAAGCACAGUGUGUAACUCUGUCAAGGGUCCCAGUUCGGAUGCGAGGGCCUUCACUACCCAGAGUGCCCCUCCUGAAACCCCUCUACCCCCCAGACUGUCCCAUCGCACCAAGAGCUCCCUCACAUUACAGUGGAAGCCCCCUCUGGACAAUGGCUCAAAAAUCACCAAUUAUGUACUGGAAUGGGAUGAGGGUAAAAAGAACAGCAUUUUCCGUGAAUAUUACGUCGGACACCAGCGACACUGCAAAAUAAUGAAGUUGUGCCCUGCUGUUGGGUACACAUUUCGAGUGGCAGCGCUAAAUGAUAUUGGUGCCAGUGGAUUCAGCACAGAAGUCGUCUUCUACACCACAGGAAGUCUCCCACAGAUUUCCUUGCCUCCACGGCUGGUACAGGCAGGUCCAUCCUGGGUUACGCUGGAGUGGACACGACCAAACAGCUGCAGCGCUGAGGAGGUGGUCACGUACACCCUGGAGAUGCAGGAUGAGACCAAGGGCCUGGACUUCCAGGAAGUUUACAGCGGUUUGGAGCUGAACUGCAAGCUGGAGUCCCUAAGAAGGAACACACCGUACAAAUUCAGGCUCAUCACUUGCAGCGGUGAGUGGCGCAGUGCACCGAGCUCUCUGCUUGUGUGUAAGACGACCCCAGACCGACCCGGACCCCCUGUGAAUCCUGCAGUAAACGCAGUCACAUAUCACAGCUUCUGUGUGACGUGGGAACCUCCACAAGAUGACGGUGGAUCUGGAGACUUGACGUACAUCCUGGAGAAAUCAGAAGGGAAUUCAGAAGGUUCAGCAGAGAGACAGUGGGAGACUCUCUAUAGAGGACCAAUGAGGAAACAUUUGUGCGAGGAUCUAAAACCAGCAACAAGCUACUCCCUGAGACUCAGCUGUGUGGAUGUGGGCGGACAAAGCCAGUGCUCAGAUGAAUUGACGGUGCGCACUCAUAUUCCACCCCCUGGCCGCUGUCAACCCCCAAGGAUCAUGGGUGAUGUCAAACACAAGGAGCUGAUUUUGCAGUGGGAUGGUCCUUUGUGUGGUGAAGAGAGUGAAGGUGUGGAGUUUAGCUUGGAGAUGUGUGCAAUGGAGGAAGGUUCGGAACCGGCGGAGGUGUACCGUGGAUCCAAAACAGAGUGCACUGUGGGUAAUUUGCUCCCUGGCACCACCUACAGGUUUCAAGUUCGUGCAGCCAACAGUGUUGGGUAUGGACCUUACUCUGAAUCUGUGGAAAUAAGCACUGCCGCUGGCCCCCCAGGACAAUGUAGUCCCCCUGCCAUCAAUGUGACAACACACACUUGUGCUGAUGUGACCUGGGAGAACAAAGAGAGCUCUGGGAUAGACAUUUCUGAGUACCGGCUGGACUGGGGGCGUGAUUUGGACUCUCUUGAACUGGUUUACAGUGGAACGGAAACCUUCUUCCAAAUCUCCAACCUGGAGGCAUCAACAGACUACUGCUGCAGGCUACAGGCAGUGAACCAGGCAGGGGCGGGCCCCUACAGUGAUCUGGUGACGUGUCGGACACCUGCAGCAGUCCCUGAUUUAGUAUCCGGAGUUUACCUGCUUGACCUCCCUCUGACCACAACAGAAAGUGAGUCCUUCUCCCCCUCCACCUGUCUGGCCCUCACCUGGGAUGAGCCCCACUGUAAUGGAGCAGAAAUCACCUCCUACAUCAUCUCAAUGGGAGACAGCAUCAUCACCACCGGAAACGUAACCUGUCACAUUAUCAGGGACCUGCUGCCGGACAGCGAGUACAGCCUGCAGAUUCGAGCAGAAAAUGAAAUUGGCCCCGGGCCCUUCAGUCAGACCCUAACAGUGAGGACAAGGCCCCUGCCGCCCUCUCCACCACGGCUGGAGUGUGCAGCGGUCGGACCCCAGAGUCUGAAACUACGUUGGGGUUUCAGCAGCCGAAGUCAACUCACCGACAACACUACCUACAUUCUGCAGAUGGAGGACAGGAAUCAGAGGUUUGUGGUGGUUUACCGAGGUCCGAGCCACACUUUUAAGCUGCAGAGGCUGAGCGAAUCGAGCCGGUACUGUUUCCGGAUCCAGGCAGUGAGCGAGGCGGGCGAGGGGCCGUUUUCUGAGACGUACACCUUCAGCACCACCAAAUCCCUGCCACAAACACUGAAAGCCCCAAGAGUUCGUCAGCUAGAGGGAAAUACCUGUGAGGUCACAUGGGAGAGUAUUCCACCAAUGAGAGGAGACAGAAUCAGCUAUGUGCUACAGGUGCUAGGAGGCAGAGAAUCUGAUUUUAAACAGGUGUAUAAGGGAGAUGAGACGUCCUUCCAGCUCUUCGGCCUGCAGUGGAACACAGACUACCGCGUGCGAGUGUUUGCAUGCAGGCGCUGCACAGACACCCACCAGGAGCUGUUUGGGUCCUUCAGCCCAUCCGCCCAUUUCAACCUGCGGCGCUCUAAUGCCACACUGGUUGUGGAAGCAGACGUCACCAGGGCGCCCAUGGGCAAAACCCUCACAGAUGAACAGUUUGCCGGCCUCAUAGUAUUUGGGGUGGCCUCUCUCUCGGUCUUAAUGGCCUUCCUGCUUCAGCUUCUGAUUUAGAGGCAUGAAACAUUGUGUUCUUGUCUGUCACUUGAGUUUUGAAACUAAAGCUUGCAAAACCAUUAAUGCAAGUAUUAUAUUUUUGGUCAUUGACCAAAAUACACUUAAGAACAGCCACCUGAGCAGAUUUCAUAUUAUUUUUUAUUACAGGUUUUUUACAGUUUUUCUAUAAGGUGAGUUACAGCUUUAAGAAAUCAGUAAUGAUGAAACGUACUGUUUGGCGUCUGUGCCUGUUUUUUGUUUAAGAUGCUGUAGCAUAUUUUUAUAUUUAGUAUUUAGGAGAUUUUUAACACUAAAGUAAUAAGUGGAUCUCAGAAUUUCGGAUCUCAAGUUAUGCAAAAGUGAAGUCUGAGGAUGUUCUUUUUAAUGGUCAGUUUUGAUUAUCUUUAAUUCACUGUCUAGACAGAUAAACAGCACCAGUGCUCUCUUCCCCUUAUCUGUGCCCCUGGAAAGUCUGUCUGAAAGCUUCUUAAAAGCUUUAUUCUUUCAUUUGUCUUUAAAAAAAAAAAAGAAAAAGGGGGGUCCUUGAGCCUUCUGUACAAAAAAAGGAAAAAAGUCAAAAAACACCAGCAACUGUCAGUCCAAAGAGAGUCAAAUGACAGUCUUUGCAAUCAAUCAUCAAUGUACAGUGUUGUGAAGUCUGGAGUGUUUGUACCUCAGGGACUUGUGAGGGCCAGAGGUGAUGUGAACCUGUGCCUUUAAAUCCGCAAUUCCAAACUUUCAUGACAAAUCAUUUCAGAUCUGCUGCUUACAGUAUUCCAUUAAUCCUUUACCCUGGCCACAUACAGUACAUGAUCGUGUUUACCAGUUCAAUCAGCCCUUAACCAAAGUUAGUGAGCAAAAAAGGUAUACAGUAACACUUUUGUUGGAUUUAUUUAUGCUAUAUACUUUUUCUUUAUAAUGCAAAUCACAGUGCAAUCUUCAUUUAUUUAUUACAAGAAUCAGAACUGUCAUAUUCAAUAUUUUCCUCAUGUAGCAUGUCUUUUUAUAGGGGGGUUAUGACAAAUCUUUAUUAUUUUUUCAAAUAUACCACAGCAUUUUAACAUCAUUAACCUGUCUUAUUUCAGAUAUAUUUGUAUUGUUUGUUAUUCUGUUUUGGCUUUUGGUUCUGAAAAUGUUGAUAUCUGAUCAACCUUGUGAUUUCAUCUGCACAAACAGCAAGUUUAAGCCAGAUCUUGGAUUUUUUAUUUUUAGUUUUUUUUUUUUCUUUCUUUCUUUCAUUCAACUACUCUUCAUCUUAUAUAUGUAUUGCUGAACUUUUUUUGUCAUACAUUCCAUUGUUUUCUGAUUAAAAGAAGUUGAAAUGACUUGACACUAGAAAACUUGAAGUGGAAACACUUGAAGAAUUUUUUUUUUUUUUUUAACUUUACUUUAAGAACUAUAGACCCAGAAUCUUAAGUGAAAAACAGACUUUUUUCUUUUUCAUUUCAUUGUUUUUUUUUUUUUUUUUUUUUAAUUUAGCUGGAUAUCAGGUAAUAAGUGACCUAGACAUAGUUUUCCAUGCUUGCAUAUUUUUUCAUGAAAAUCAUUCCAUAUUACCAUUUUUUUUAAACAUAACUGUCACAUUUAUUGAUGUAAAUUAUAAUCGUAGACAUUAUAUUUAAAAAAAACUACCAUAUCAAUUUAAAUGUAUAGAUAUUGAAAAUACUACCCUUUGUAUUUAAGAUGAUUAUGUAUCUGUAGCAUAUAUGUAAUAUAUUUAUACACAAUAAAUUUUUAAAAAUUUCUGAAACAA
Ctenopharyngodon idella (grass carp) is the source of this 5518-nucleotide messenger RNA. It is a transcript of the gene fndc3bb, whose product is annotated as fibronectin type III domain containing 3Bb. The record is from RefSeq and is a predicted model, not a curated record. The transcript is spliced from 26 exons. Gene Ontology annotation, molecular function: protein binding. NCBI's taxonomy places the organism in Eukaryota, Metazoa, Chordata, Actinopteri, Cypriniformes, Xenocyprididae. The coding region runs from base 187 to 3783 and encodes 1198 amino acids.